This is a messenger RNA of Purpureocillium lilacinum, 1746 nucleotides long. RefSeq lists its product as uncharacterized. Gene Ontology annotation, cellular component: plasma membrane. The record is from RefSeq and is a predicted model, not a curated record. NCBI's taxonomy places the organism in Eukaryota, Fungi, Ascomycota, Sordariomycetes, Hypocreales, Ophiocordycipitaceae. Gene Ontology annotation, biological process: transmembrane transport. Gene Ontology annotation, molecular function: transmembrane transporter activity.
AUGGCCACGAAACCGAGCGAGGCCGGGUCACCGCCCGUCAACCCCCCGCUGAGGGUGUGCUCCGACGACGACGACGACCAUGACGGUGAUAAAAUCGAGCCAUUUAACCAGGCAAGCGGUGUAGAAGCCUAUCGGUCAGCGUCCCACGUUUCCGGCCCAGACGCCUUUCACCACAAUGCCGACGGCCCAGCCCCGGACACCGACGAAGCCAACGAGAUGUACGACCGCCUUGGUGCGCACCGCAAAACAAUCGUUGUCGCCGUCUGCUCCUUCUGCGCCUUUCUCUCGCCCAUGUCCAGCACCAGCAUCCUCGCCGCCACGCCCGAGGUGGCCGCCGAGUACCACACCACUGGCUCCAUCAUCAACGUCAGCAACGCCGGCUACAUGGUCUUCAUGGGCAUAUCUCCCGUCGUCUGGGGUCCCAUGAGCGAUGUCUUUGGCCGCCGCCCCGUGCUGUUACUGACGGCCGUGCUCUUCUUCCUGCUCAGCUUGGCGACAGCCCUGGCUCCGAACCUCGCCUCCUUUUUCGUAUUCCGUGCCGCCUCCGCGUUCGAGGGAACUUCCUUUAUCCUGCUCGGAGCGGCUUGUCUUGGAGACAUAUAUCGUCCAACUGAGCGUGGUACUGCCAUUGGAUGGUUUCUGUCGGGAACGCUCAUCGGGCCGGCGUUUGGGCCCUUCAUUGGUGGCAUCAUCGUCACGUAUGCGUCGUGGAGGUCUAUCUUCUGGUUGCAGACGGCCCUCUCUGGCACUGCAGUGCUCGGCGUCUUCUUCCUGGUUCCGGAGACGAUCCACCACAGGAAGUAUGCCGACCUCGAGGGUUAUUCGGCGCCGGACAGGAUGAAGGCGUUGCUAAGCAUGAUCAACCCCAUCAGACCACUGAGGCUCUUCCGAUACUGGAAUCAAGUCCUCGUGGCGUGUGGUAGCUCUGCGCUUGUCUGGAACAUGUACAGCCUGCUGACGCCGAUCCGCUACGUUCUGAACCCGCGAUUCCAUCUCGAAUCGCCUCUGCUCGGGGGCCUUUUCUACCUCGCUCCAGGAUGCGGAUACCUACUUGGCACCUUCAUGGGAGGUCGAUGGGCUGACAGGACCGUGCGCGUGUGGAUCAAGAAACGCAACGGAGUGCGUGUUCCUGAAGACAGGCUGCGAUCUGCGGUGCCUUUCAUGGGCCUCUUGAUGCCGGCGUGCAUCCUCAUCUAUGGCUGGGCCGUAGACAAGGCCGUCGGUGGCAUCCCUCUGCCUGUCAUCGUGCUCUUUCUCCAAGGAGUCGGCCAACUCUUUUGUUUUCCUUCGCUCAACACCUACUGUCUCGAUGUGAUGCCGGGGCAGGGAGCCGAGGUCACCGCCGCCAACUACUUUGUGCGGUACUUGGCCGGCUGCCUGGGAACGGCCGUGGUUCUCCCCGCCAUCGAGGGCGUCGGUGUAGGCUGGUUCCAGACCAUCUCUGCCCUCUUCCUUGUGGCGUCGACAAUCGGCGUCAUGGCUGCAAUUCGUUGGGGCGAAUCAUGGAGGAAGGCCACUGACGCGAAGAAGGCGCGGGAAAGAAUGCAGAAAAGGCAGCUGAACCGGAGCGCAUCGGCGAUGACAGCCAAAGACGACACGGCCGGGGUGUCGGACAAGGACAAAGAAGAGACCGACACGGAGAUGGGUGUCGACGGGAAUGAGAAGUCGGUCCCGGUGAGAAGCAGCAGUCCGGAGCCGGUCAAGCAAUCGCGAGCGUCACCCGAGAAGGGCUUUAAGCCAGCGUGA